Messenger RNA from Colletotrichum orchidophilum, 663 nucleotides. RefSeq lists its product as uncharacterized. Bases 1 to 663 code for a protein of 220 amino acids. Lineage: Eukaryota; Fungi; Ascomycota; Sordariomycetes; Glomerellales; Glomerellaceae. The transcript is spliced from 4 exons. The record is from RefSeq and is a predicted model, not a curated record.
AUGCACCGCGCCAUCUUCCUUCUCCCUUUCCUCCUCCUAGCCAGUCCAGUAUCAGCAGUGACAUGGUACUUCCUCCGGUAUUACCCCGCCUCCGGACAGAAGUUCACCUCCUUCUCGGGCGAGAUGGUGAUCCCGUCUCUACCGCGCGCCGGUGUUUACUACCUCUGGCCAGGCUUGCAGCCGACCGAUAACUCUGGCGUAUAUCAGAACGUUCUCGACGGUCGUAGCGGAACCUGGUGGCUGGGAUCCGGAUGGUGCUGCUCUAACCCAAGUCUCCCCUGGGGUGGAGGCUUCAACACCUACGGUGGGGAGACAGUAUCGUUCCAGAACACUCUCAAAUCGGACGAUUCGGCGUGGACCAGCAUCGUGACGAGACAGACCGGAGGCCAGAGUGUUACUAAUGACUUUGCUUUGGCCGACAAGUCUUUCAAUCAAGCGCUUUUUGCUAUUGAGUUAUACGAUGUCUCAUGGGACUUCGGUCCACUGGCAUUCGACAACGUUGUAAUUACGUCUAUCGGCAGCUCAAACUCUAGUUGGUGCAAUAGCUUGCCGGAGAAUUACGAUUCAGCGACAAACUAUACCAUCUCCGGCGCGAGUGCGACUGUAAGCGGUGACACAGUCACUUGCAGCAUCCAGUCGGUUGUGCUUCAUGCACCGGCGUGA